AGAUGAUCCUCUGAUUUUCCCCACAGUCCACAAUGAAGAACCUUGCUCUCCUGCUUCUGCUCUCUGCUUUCCUCCCAAAGGCCAAACUGUGUAGCCAAAGCUGCAUCAGUUCACUGAAGCAGGACAUCCUUAGCCUGCUAGUGAAAUGGGAAGGGACUUCCUGCGAUCCAGACCCACCACAGAAGAACCUGCCCCGAAGCUGCAAAGAAAUCAAGGAGUCCCAAGAAGAGGCCACAGAUGGACUGUAUUUCCUAAAGACGGAAGAUGGCGAGGUCUACCAAACUUUCUGUGAUAUGACCACCAAUGGAGGAGGUUGGACUCUGGUGGCCAGUGUCCAUGAGAACAACAUGUAUGGGAAAUGCACACUGGGGGAUCGUUGGUCCAGUCAACAAGGGAACAACCUCAACUACCCAGAAGGAGAUGGAAACUGGUCCAAUAACUCCACCUUUGGAUCAGCUGUGGCCUCAACCAGUGAUGACUACAAGAAUCCUGGCUAUUAUGACCUGAAGGCACAAGAUCUGGCCAUAUGGCAUGUUCCCAACAAAACCCCAAUGAAAGAAUGGCGAGACACCUCCCACUUGAGAUACCACACCGAAACUGGCUUCUUAGCUGCAGAAGGAGGCAACCUUCUCAGGCUGUACCAGAAAUACCCAGUGAAAUAUGGAAUUGGCAGUACUCCAGGUAGCAAUGGCCCAGCGGUGCCUGUUGUCUAUGAUGAGGGCAGUGCCACGAAGACAGCUGAAUAUUACUCUCCAAACGGGCGGAAUGAAUUUGUUGCUGGCUUUAUUCAAUUCCGAGUGUUCAGUUAUGAGAAAGCAGCCUCGGCUCUCUGCGCCGGGGUUAAAGCCACUGGAGGCAACCCAGAAAACUACUGCAUUGGCGGAGGAGGAUAUUUCCCUGAAGGGAAUCCUCGCCAGUGUGGGGACUUCGGUUCCUUUGACUGGGAUGGCUACGGGACACACCAGGGCUGGAGCACUUCUAAACAGCUAAUUGAAUCUGCUGUACUGCUCUUUUACCGUUGA
Messenger RNA from Euleptes europaea (tarantolino), 1022 nucleotides. RefSeq names its product intelectin-like protein. The coding region runs from base 33 to 1022 and encodes 329 amino acids. The record is from RefSeq and is a predicted model, not a curated record. Gene Ontology annotation, molecular function: oligosaccharide binding. The transcript has 7 exons. NCBI's taxonomy places the organism in Eukaryota, Metazoa, Chordata, Lepidosauria, Squamata, Sphaerodactylidae.